Sphaerulina musiva SO2202 is the source of this 630-nucleotide messenger RNA. RefSeq lists its product as uncharacterized. Bases 1 to 630 code for a protein of 209 amino acids. The transcript has a single exon. The record is from RefSeq and is a predicted model, not a curated record. Lineage: Eukaryota; Fungi; Ascomycota; Dothideomycetes; Mycosphaerellales; Mycosphaerellaceae.
AUGAGCAAGACUGUGCGGAAGAUCAACAAUCUUUUAUCUAACGAAGUGAGUGUGAGUGUCCAGGCUAGUCGCAACGCCACUUGUCAGCUCGCAAAAUAUGUGGGCCAUGAGCUUCAGACGGUGUCACGCGAGAUCCAGGUUUUUGGUAAGACAGCCAAUGCCAUGCUCAACAAAGCUGGUCGCGCGAACGAGGAGCUCGCCAAGGGUUUAGUCAAAGACCUCGUCGUCGUCCAAAAGGAUCUUGUCAGAUUUACCAGAGACUUGUCGGUGUCUGUCAAGUCCAGAGUGGAGGCAGCCAAGAGCAACACAAAGGCCUUGAUUCAGUCACCCUUAGCGCUCUCUCGCCAGCGGGUCCAGAACCUUAAGCAGGCUUUUCGACGCCAGGAGAAAGGCCAGCAUGCAAAGGCUGCAGCCAAGCUGCCUAUCAAGGAUCGUGCCACAGCAGCACAGAAGACUCAACAGAGCGUCAAGCGCCAAUUGCAUCUAAAGAAUGAGCAGAAAGCCAAGGUGGAAGCUCGCCUGCAGGCUUCCAAGCAGCAUCGAGAGGAGCAUGUAGCAAUGGAGCAGCGAAAGGCGAACAAUAUGCCCAGUGAUACCGUACCUGGUCCUGCUGCCAAUCAGUAUCGCUAG